Leishmania braziliensis MHOM/BR/75/M2904 is the source of this 2991-nucleotide messenger RNA. Its product is annotated as putative DNA replication licensing factor. The transcript has a single exon. Bases 1 to 2991 code for a protein of 996 amino acids. The record is from RefSeq and is a predicted model, not a curated record. Lineage: Eukaryota; Euglenozoa; Kinetoplastea; Trypanosomatida; Trypanosomatidae. Gene Ontology annotation, cellular component: nucleus; MCM complex. Gene Ontology annotation, molecular function: single-stranded DNA binding; ATP binding; single-stranded DNA helicase activity.
AUGCAAGGCAAACGGGGUGGUGAUGGCAGCGGUAGGACUACCGGCGCCACGCCCACCGAGCCGCCAGCGGCAGCGGCGAAGGCCCAUGCGUGGAUGGACGCGCUAUGGGAAAUACACUGCGGCACCCCCCUCGCCGGAGCGGUGCGCUACACGGACUCAAUCGUCGAGACCAUGUGGGAGGUGUUUCAGCCGCUCCUGAGCAAACUGGACGUGUACCCGCUCGCCAUUCCCGAGGUGCAGCCGGAGAUGGUGACGGCAUCCACAGCCGCCACGGUGGCCCUCACGGACUUUGUCGUUCUCCGUCUUCUCGACCCUGCAGCGCCUGGCAGGCGCUGCCACAGACACCGCGGUGGUGAUGGCAGGGACGUGGCGGAAGACCCAACAAAUGAGUUUGGCAAUGUGCUGGCACCGGUAAUGCGCACCGCACUGCUCGAACAGCCAUGCAUCGUGCUAGCCCUCGUCGAGUUCUUCGCCGCCGUGUGGCUGUACCAGCACGAAGCGCGACAGCUAAGCUCCUCAAUGAAUGCACAGGGCGACAGGCAAUGCCAAAGCGACGGUGGCACACACCCCACCACGUCUUCCGCAGUCGUGCCAGCGGCAUCGAGAGCACCAGCGCUUCGUCGUGUGUACGCGUCGGUGAGCGGCGAUAUGCGCCACGCAACGCCGUUCGAUCACAUCGGCGCCGCACUGCUUGGGCGAGUGUUGACGAUCAAAGGAACGGUCGUCCGCAUGAGCCCGACGCGCAUCUCGUGUGUGCGUAUGGCGUACCGCUGCGGCCACUGCGGCGUUGUGAAGGAGCAGACGACCGAAGACGGCGUUCUGACCUACCCAGGCCCGUGUGCGAGCGCGCGCUGCCGCGGCUACAAGUGGGCCCCGCUAACGGAUCAGGCGGUGUGCGAGGAAGUGCAGCUGCUCCGGCUGCAAGAGCAUACGACCUUCUUCGACGUGUCCUCGUCGCUGACCUCGCCUAGCGGCGGCAGCGCCGCCACUCAGCAGCACGGCGGGGGCAACGGCAGCCAAUGCAUGGGCAAUGGCGACAUGCAUGUCAUGAUCGAGGUGGAGCUGCGCCCACCGUGGCUCGACGCCGUUACGGUAGGCGACUGCGUCUGCGUGUGCGGCGUGUUAGAGACGCGGCGGGGAGAGGGCAAGCAAAGCGGCGGCAUGCAGCAGGUGUGCCUGCGCGCCAGGUCGGUGAGGAGUCUGCGCAGUCAGGGGACCUUCUCCAGCUCAUCUUCCUUGAGCUGCAUCGCGGCGCUGCAGCACCGCCAACGCGGUGGGGUGCACCUGGCUGCAACUGGGGGUCACCGUGAUGGUCCCUGGCGACCUGCACACGGCGUCGGGGCCGCCACGUUCGCAGACGGCGCGGGCACUGGUGAUUGCCUGCACGGCGACGGUGAAGGGGAGGCGGAAGACGAGCUGAUACUUGGCACUGCCGCACAGCUUGGUAGAGUCAGGCCGACAGUCAUCGCGGCGGAGGCCACCACGUCGGCCAUCCCAACGCUGCUGUCGGGUGCCCGUGCCUCCGCGUUCUCCUCCGGAUUGGACAGCUGGUCUGCCGAGGAGGCAGGGCGCUUUUACGAGGUGGCGCGGCACCCGCAGUGGUUUGCACGGCUGACAGCCUCAGUGGCGCCGUCAAUCUUUGGCAUGGAGCUGGUGAAGCAGGCGCUGCUGCUCUCUAUUGUGGGUGGCAACCGUGACAAGAACGGCGGUGAGACGCGCAGCAGCAUCCAUGUCCUGCUGGUCGGCGAUCCCGGUCUUGGCAAGUCACAGCUGCUUCGGGCAGCCUGCGCAGUGGCGCCACGCAGCGCGUUUGUGUGCGCGCACACUUCGUCAUCUUGCGGCCUCACCAUGACGCUGACACGGGACCCCGUAUCGGGCGAGACGACGUUUGAGGCCGGUGCCGUAGUGCACGGCGAUGGUGGCAUCACGUGUCUCGACGAGAUCGACAAGGGGGUGCAGGAGCACAAAGCGCUGCUGGAGGUUAUGGAACAGGAAACGGUGAGCCUCGCCAAGGCGGGAAUGAUUUUCUCCAUGCCCGUGCGCACCUCCAUACUGGCGGCCGGCAACCCCAUCGGCGGCUGCUUCGACGUGAGCAAGUCCCUCGCCGCCAAUGUCAACCUCUCCCCUGCGCUACUCAGCCGCUUUGACAUUAUCGCGUGCCUGCGCAACUCGCACGGGACCAACGGCAAGGCGCAGCAGGCGCUGACCGAACACGUUCUCCAGUGGCACCGCCGUGGGCCCGCAGGAGGGGACGACGGCGACGGGCAGGGCCGCGGCCACAACGCCUUGGCACGCAGUGGCGGUGCGGGCCCUCUGCCCCUCCCGCUCGUUCAGCGCUUUCUGCUCUUUUGCCGCUCGCAGUGCCAGCCAACGCUCUGCCGUGAGGCAUGCGACGUCCUGCAGGCGCACUACCUUGCGCAGCGUCAGCACCUACCCGAGCCGCAGUACGGAUUCACGCACGGUGUCACGGAUAGCCGCGCUGGUGGGGGUGGUGAGGCAGGUCGCUUCUCAGACUGUGGCAGCGUCUCGGGGUCAUUUUCGACACCCGCCAUGGGGCUUGAGGCCACCGUGACUCCGCGUUACCUGCAGGCGCUCAUUCGGGUCGCCGAGGCACGAGCGAAACUGGAGCUGCGUCACGUGGUCACCCGCGAAGAUGCCGAGUACGCCGUGCAACUGCUACAGUCUUGUCUGCGCUCUUUCGACGGUCUUGCCGCCCCGGGCUCGGCUGCGGUCGGCGCCGCGGCCGGUUCGGCGGAGGCCGGUGCAGGCAAGAAGCUCGCAAAGCUCAGCCUGCGUGAAGCUGUGCUGCAGCGGCUCAAGCUUGCCAUCGUGGAGGAGAAGAACGGUGUAAAUCUGUUUACAGAACAGGCGAUCUUGGACGUGUGCGAGUCAGUCGGCUGCCGCAGCGCCACUGCGAUGCUCCGCCAGCUGAACGAGUACGGCUUUCUGUUGCAGAAGGGUAGUAGUAAGUACUGUCUGCGCGGGUGCUGA